AUGAUUCGUUAUACAAUUAAACCGUCUAAAGCUGUUGUCAGUGUUUCACUUCAUCAAAACAGUUUAAAUGCGAAUGACAGUCGUUUUCCAAAUAUUGAUCAUUAUAAUGAUGAUUCCGCGACCUCUGUUACAAAAUCAUCACAACGUUAUCAAUCGAAUCAACGUAAGACAACGAUUAAAAAUAAUGAUAAUAAUAAUGACAGAAAUCCAAAGAUCAAAAACAAAAAAAAAGGUUUAAAAUUCAUUCCGAAUAAACCGUUUCAUUUAACAAAUGUAUUUCGACACUGUAUUACGAAAUUGCUCUCAUCUUCAUCGUCGUUUACUGGUAUUACUACGGAUGCAUUUCUUCUCUCUGCCUAUUCAAAUCGUUCUGAAUUUAUUAUGAAUUUACCGACUGAUGAACAAAUGGCUCUUCGUUCAUUACAAUAUUAUGAUGACAUUAUCACACGUCCUGCAGAUAAAAAUGUAGGUAUAGUUGUAAUGCAAUCGUCCGUUUAUGAAUCAAAAGUCCUACAACAACUUAAUGAUAGAGAAUAUUAUGAAUCACUGUCUUAUAAUCCAACUAAUCAGACUAAACAACGUAUUAUUUUUGAAGUUAAUCAACUGUUCAAAAAGAAACUGAUCAACUUUUCUACGUUGAAAUUUAUUGAACCGAAAAACUUAUCUUGUGGUACAUUUUAUAUUUUACCGAAAAUUCAUAAAAAACAUUGUCCUGAACGACCAAUUAUAUCCGGGAUAGAUCAUCUUACAUCAAAUAUAUCUGAUUACUUGGAAAGACUCUUAAUACCGUAUGUAUCACUAUUACAAGAAUAUGCUAUGAACGAUUAUCCAGUACAGAAUUAUAUUGUAUUAAAAGAUACGAAUCAUUUACUGAAAGAAAUCGAACUUGUCGAUAAAAAGAUUUUAAAUCGUAAUCUGAAUGUUCAACAUCUUUAUAUGGUUACAGGUGAUAUCACGUCUCUGUAUACAAAUAUUCCUCAAGACGAUGGUAUUCAGGCACUAUCAAACUUUAUUACAAAUUUCGGUUUCUUACUUGAUUUUCCUUUAUCUACAUCGGCAUCGUCAUUACUAUUAGAUCCGAUAUUGAAAAAUAAUUUCUCAUGA
Didymodactylos carnosus is the source of this 1104-nucleotide messenger RNA. Lineage: Eukaryota; Metazoa; Rotifera; Eurotatoria; Philodinida; Philodinidae. The record is from the annotation of a GenBank genome assembly.